Messenger RNA from Amorphotheca resinae ATCC 22711, 1466 nucleotides. RefSeq lists its product as hypothetical. NCBI's taxonomy places the organism in Eukaryota, Fungi, Ascomycota, Leotiomycetes, Helotiales, Amorphothecaceae. Gene Ontology annotation, molecular function: RNA polymerase II cis-regulatory region sequence-specific DNA binding; DNA-binding transcription factor activity, RNA polymerase II-specific. The transcript has a single exon. Gene Ontology annotation, cellular component: nucleus. Bases 94 to 999 code for a protein of 301 amino acids. The record is from RefSeq and is a predicted model, not a curated record. Gene Ontology annotation, biological process: regulation of transcription by RNA polymerase II.
CAAUCAUUGGCAAGGCUCGAUAAUAGGCCAUUUGCUCCAUCCAUAUACCCCGAUGUAUAUGGAUUCAGGGAUGAAUUUUCGGCUGUGUCAGAAAUGGCACCAGAGUUAUAUCCUGGAUUUUUAGAGCGAAGCAUGCUCUUCCCCCUCGAUAGCGAGAAGGUGUUAAUCGGCCAAAGCAUGAUGGGGUACGACAACUUCCCAACAUAUGCUGCACCAAUUUACGAACCUUUCGAAGUCCAGAACGCCCCAAUGAAUGAGCCACCAGACCUAGAACUUGACACAUACUCGCCGAAACAGACUUCUCGGUCUCCAAGAUCCAUGGACUUCGUGGUGCCCUCUCAGACAACUUUCGCUGAGACGUAUGAUAUGCAUUCUCAAAUGGGUGCGGUCAGACCAAUUGAUAUGGAUAGCCCGAAUUCGGACUAUACCACGGACUCCCUGAUAAAUUCACCGGCUCGCAGCGCCAACUUCUCGACGCUGUCUUCAGACGACUCUAAGUCGUUUUCAAUAACACCAUCGAAAUCUCCCCAAUUUCACCAGCGGAUGUUUGAGCCACUUCAAAGCUCACCAGCCUUGCAGCGUAUUCAAACAGAUGGGCAUACGUUGAAAGAAUUGCGAAAGCAGAAGGCGAGACGCAACAGUGACAUGGUGCCUGUACCCGGCCAUAUACGUGUGCAGAACAGAGCAAUCAAGAAAUGUAGAUGGCCAGGCUGCAACGGGAAAUUUCAACGACAAGAGCACUUGAAACGGCAUGAGAAGACGCAUACCAACUCCGAGACGUACAUGUGCCAAUUCUGCGACAAGCCAUUCGGACGAUCGGACAAUCUCAAGUCACAUACCCGGCUUCACGCCAAUCCCAGCAAGAAGUCGUCCAGGACGAAGUAUUUCCCCCAGGCUCGGAAGGCUUACGAGGAAAUGACUCGGAAGCCCCGUAAGAUAGGGGACUUGAAUACCGGUAGUUCGAAGGCCCAGCCAGAUACUCCCACCACGCCUCGGUAGCGGUCACGUGGCUAAGACUAUUGACCCGGACCCCCCGAUGUCCCCGGUAUAUCUCGCUCAAGCGGCCAAACCCUAGGUACCGUAGGAUCUGGGCAACAUUUGUGAACAAGCUAUGAUCAACGACAAACGAACUCACGAAGCGGAAAGAUGGGAUGUGAAGAUGGAUUGAUGAUGGACGAAGAUCGGAAAGGCUUUCCUUCUGGUGUGUUUGGCGCUAGCAAACCAAGCGAGUGCCCCUUUUCCGCCCUCGGCAAUGCUCCUUUCUAUGUCGCCGCCAUUAUCAAGUAUAAUGAUUGUUAGAAACGGCAAAGAGGUGGCUGCAAAGCCUUAUAUGAUUAUUGGGUAUUGACGGAGUCUUUUUUUUUCCAUCGAUUUAUAGCAGGCUGCUACUACUACAGUAGCUUUUGUCAGUCGGUCUUAUCAGUGAGCAUUUUGAAGCGCAGCGAAUACUUGGAGUGAUUAUGCUC